UUUCUGCAGUUUUUCAUGAGCAUCCUCUUGACCCUAAAGCCCCAAUCGGAUUUUGAAUGCAGGCUCUCAAAUGCAAUGAGCUCCACCGGCGGUUUCGGUUUGUUGCAGACUCAACCGAACCCUUUCUCUUUUUCUUCUACCAUUCUUUUUCUUCAUCCACCAAAGCCAAAACCCAGACCCCAAAAACCGACUCUUCCUUCACCGAUUACCUAAUCAACAACUUCAAAUUCUCCAAAACCCAAGCUCUCUCUAUCUCGACCCGGCUUCCUCGCGGCAAAUCCAAUGAGAAACCGCAAUCCCUGCUUCUCUUCCUCCAAAAUCUCGGAUUCUCCGAGACCCACAUUCGGUCCGCCGUCCGUUUGUGCCCACAAAUACUCUUCUCUGAUAUCGACAAAACCCUCAAGCCCAAGAUCGAGUUUUUUCAGGAUCUGGGUCUUGUGGGUUCUGAGCUGGGCAUGUUUAUUUCCAAGAAUUCCCCUAUCUUGACUGUCAGUUUGGAGAGAAAAUUGGUACCCUGCGUUGAAAUUCUCAAGAAAGUCUUGUGCAGAAAUCAGACUAACCAGGACCUAAUCCGGGUUCUGAGUCGGUGUACUGCGGUGGUGAGGGUAAACCCUGAAUCAAGGUUGCUAGGCAACAUUGCCUUCUUGAAGAGUUGUGGGAUCGUUGGGACUCAGCUCUCGAUGCUUUUGACGAGGCAGCCUUGGAUUUUUAUCACGCAGGAAUCGAAGCUUAGGGAUCUUGUUUCUCGGGUUUUAGACAUGGGUUUUUCUGUGAAUUCGAGGAUGUUGGUUCAUGGGCUUUACACGGUUAGUUGCAUGAGCAAUGAGACUUUCAUGAGGAAAUUGGAAUUAUUUCGGAGUUCCGGGUUUUCUUCGGAUGAAUGUAUGGAAAUGUUUCGAAACCAACCUGGUUUGCUUAGGGCAUCUGAGGAGAAGUUGAAGCUUGGAAUUGAGUUCUUCAUGAACACCGUUAAGAUGGAAAAGUCGGCGUUAGUUCGUUUUCCUGUGUCUUUUAUGUAUGACUUGGAGGCAAGAGUGAUUCCCCGGUACAUGGUUUUGGAGAUUUUGAAGUCCAAAAGGUUGUUGAAGAGGGAGCCUAGUUUUAUUCAUACGUUGAAUAUAAGCGAGGAGAAAUUCUUGGCGAAGUUCAUGGCGAAGUUUAGAGAUCAUGCAGAGGAAUUGUUAGUAGCUUACAAGGGUCAUUUAUUGGAUUAUUCUUCUGUAGAUGAAUCUUAAUACAUGUUUAGUCUUCAUUUUCCUUGUCAGCCAAUGCAAUUGUCUGGGAGUAGAAAUUCACGUUUGCAGUUUGUUGUAAUUCUGGACAGGUCUUUAUAUAUGCUGGAAGAUAAGUCAUAAUUUUUUACUGCAGCAAGUUAAGUUGUUGAAA
Alnus glutinosa is the source of this 1386-nucleotide messenger RNA. RefSeq names its product transcription termination factor MTERF5, chloroplastic. Lineage: Eukaryota; Viridiplantae; Streptophyta; Magnoliopsida; Fagales; Betulaceae. Gene Ontology annotation, cellular component: chloroplast. The record is from RefSeq and is a predicted model, not a curated record. Gene Ontology annotation, molecular function: double-stranded DNA binding. Gene Ontology annotation, biological process: regulation of DNA-templated transcription; chloroplast organization. The transcript has 2 exons. The coding region runs from base 57 to 1235 and encodes 392 amino acids.